GGGACCUCAUUCUACGUACGGCACUGGUCGCUGUCGGAGGUUCUCCUUAACAGAGAAACACCGGGAGAGAGACGCGUCACCAGAGGCGUCCGUGCACACGGCCACUCUCGUUCAUAAAUCAUCUCGUUGAUCGUCACGUUCUAUCACGACGAUCGAGUGUACUCUCUGGAUCAGUUAAUCCGUGUCGUUCGAUCCUCGUUGUGAAUCUAUCGAGGCGCCAGUCAGCUCGUGGCAUAACACUCUCUCUCGUGGGAGGUAGCACCAAGUUAGGCAACGUUCGUCUCGAAGCUACGUGAAAGCUUCAGUAUUCUUUGAACGACGCGUUUCUGCAUUUUUUUGUCGAGGAACAGCGUGUUAGAAAGCUGACUGAUACGAGAGCAAGCUUGUGUGCAUGCAUGUAUGCGAGUGCAUGUGUCUCACGUUGAUUAGACGCGGUUUGCAACUCGAGCAGAUAGAACAUAAUGCUGAUGGCUUGAAUUUGAUUCAAAAAAAUCCAAACGUUAGGGGGGAAGGAGAAAAGAAAUGGCACGAAUAUCUUUUCAGGCAAUUUUUGCAAUACUCUUGCUUGCAAUAACGAUUGUGUCCAAUACCGCAGAGCCUCAAUACAACAGAGAUAGAAUUCCAGCCAGAAGAACGAUCCAAAGAGGAGAUAUGUCACCCACGGAGGUGACCGAAGAGCGCCAUUAUUGGCCAAGGCUGACCAUUCCCAGCCCAAGAGGCGCACAAAUAAAGAGGAAACACCCCUGUGAGCAGAGCUCGUGUUAUCCCUCGACAGGAAAUUUAUUAAUCGGACGGAAGAAUCGGUUAACAGCGUCUUCAACCUGCGGCCUUCACAGACCGGAAAGGUAUUGCAUCGUUUCGCAUCUAAAGGAGCGAAAGAAAUGCUUCUUCUGUGAUGCAUCGUCGCCCACCAAGCAGCAUAACAUCGAAAAUGUUGUUACAGAUAAAAAUUGGUGGCAAGCAGAGAACGGCGUGGAAAACGUCACGAUACGCUUCGAUCUGGAGUCGGAGUUCCACUUUACACACAUCAUCAUUCGUUUCAAGACGUUCAGGCCGGCGAUGAUGUUGAUCGAACGAUCGUCCGAUUACGGUAAAACUUGGCAAGUGUAUCGAUACUUCGCUCACAACUGCGAGAAGUAUUUCCCAAAUAUAUCAACGAAACAACCUCAGAAACUGACGGACGUUAUCUGCGAAACAAGAUAUUCCGCGGUGGCACCAUCGUCUGGCGGCGAUGUUAUCUUCAGAGUAUUGCCUCAGAAUCUGGAGAUAGACAACCCCUACUCCAUGGAAGUGCAGACUCACUUAAAAAUCACGAACCUUCGCAUAAACAUGACCCGACUGCACACGCUAGGAGACGAUCUUCUCGACGAUCGUCCAGAGAUUCGCGAGAAAUAUUACUACGCUAUCCAAAACAUCGUGAUUCGUGGAUCCUGCUCUUGUUACGGCCACGCGUCCAGAUGUCUUCCGCUUCCCGGCGUCGCCGACGAGGAAAAUAUGGUGCACGGUAGAUGCGAAUGCACCCACAACACAACCGGAUUGAAUUGCGAGAAGUGUCAAGACUUUUACAACGAUCUACCAUGGAAACCGGCUGUUGGGAAGCAAACGAAUGCUUGCAGACCUUGCAUCUGUAACAAUCACACGAAUUCAUGUCACUUCGACGAAGCUGUAUACGAAAGUUCUGGAAGAGUGUCUGGCGGCGUUUGCGACGAUUGCCAGCACAACACUAUGGGAACGAAUUGCGAACUGUGCAAGCCGUUUUUCUAUCGCGACGUCACCAAAGAUAUUUCUCAUCCUGAUGUGUGUUUACCUUGUGACUGCGAUCUGAGUGGUUCCUUGGACGACGGUAUAUGCGACUCAAUAACCAAUCCUAUCACCGGUGGCGAAUCUGGUCGCUGUCAUUGCAAAGAAAACAUCGAAGGUCGCCGUUGUGAUCGUUGUAAAAAUGGUUUCUGGAACUUCGAUCCUGAAAAUCCUGAAGGAUGUCAAGCUUGCACUUGCAACACCCUGGGUACCAUCGACAAUCGUGGAUGCAAUACGGUGACUGGCGAGUGUACUUGCAAGCGUUAUGUUACUGCCCGAGAUUGUAAUCAGUGUCUUCCGGAAUACUGGGGACUCUCGGAAGAUCCGGACGGUUGUAAGCCUUGCGAUUGCGAUCCUGGUGGUUCCUACGAGAAUUCUUGCGACGUGAUCACUGGCCAGUGUCGUUGCAGGCCUCACAUUAGUGGCAGAACUUGCAACCAACCUGAACAAAGUUAUUACACUGGAUCAGUGGACUUUCUCAUCUACGAGGGUGAAUUAUCCAGAGCUAGCGAUAAUUGCCAAGUGGUGAUAAGAGAGCCGUAUCGCGACGGAAGGAACAGUACAUGGACCGGAACUGGCUUCAUGAAAGCGCUAGAAGGUUCCACGUUGAACUUCACGAUCGACGAUAUACGUAAGAGUUUAUGGUACGACAUCAUCGUGCGAUACGAGCCAGUUCAGGUUGGAUCCUGGGAGAACGUACAAAUAAUCAUCGAGAGAGACAGUCCGGUGGAUCCGAACGGUCCCUGCGCCGACUGGAGACCCGAGCAGGAUCAAUUGUACGCGCAACUUCCUUUAAGAUCGAGAAGCGUGGUUGUACAGCCGUCCGUCUGCCUGGAGGCAGGAAAACGAUACAACAUUCUGCUGCAAUUCCGUAAAUUCAACAAUCACGCUGACACGCCGUCCGCGUCGAUUUUGGUCGACUCGAUCAUCCUCAGACCGAGGAUAGACUCGAUUCCGUUUUUCAAGAUGCCCGUAAUCGGUGAACUUCGUCGCCAGGAGUACGAAAGAUAUCGCUGCAGCGAUUACUACAACGAUUUCAACGCCAUAUCGAACAAUAUCCCGGAUGUUUGCAAGAAGUAUCAAAAUAGCAUCGGCUACUACGUUUACGACGGGGCGCACGCUUGCGAGUGUAACCCGACUGGCUCGCACAGUCUGCUCUGCGAAAAUUACGGCGGCAUUUGCCCUUGCAAGCAGAACGUCGUCGGCAGACGUUGCGAUCGUUGCGCGCCUGGAACUUACGGUUUUGGCCCAGAGGGCUGCAUCCCUUGCGACUGCGACGGUGUAGGGGCGUUGGAUAAUUUCUGCGACGUUGAAACUGGCCGAUGCAAGUGCCGACCGAACACAUACGGCAGAACUUGCGGCCAAUGCGAGCCCGGCUUCUGGAACUUCCCUCACUGCCAACGAUGCGAGUGCAACGGCCACGCCGAGAGCUGCGACUCCAAGACUGGCGCGUGUAUCAACUGCAGGGACUAUACCACUGGACAUAACUGCGACAGGUGCAUCGAGACGUAUUAUGGUGAUCCUAGAAUCGGUGUCGAUAUUCCGUGCAGAGCGUGCCCUUGUCCGGGAACCAUAGAUUCUGGACAUUCGUACGCCGAGAGCUGUUCACUGGAUCCGGUCACCCACGACGUGAUCUGCGAGUGCUUCGACGGAUAUACCGGUCCACGUUGCGAAAGCUGCGCGGAGAAUUACUUCGGCAAUCCGGAGAUCCCCGGCGGCAGUUGUGAACUUUGCAAUUGCAACAACAACACGGAUCUACGCCGAGCUGGAAACUGCGAUCCUCAUACUGGACGUUGUCUCCAAUGCCUCUAUAAUACCGAUGGCGCCAACUGUCAGAUUUGCAAGCCAGGGUUUCACGGGAAUGCUCUCGAGCAGAAUUGCGAGGAUUGCAUGUGCAACGUUUUAGGCACAGACAGAAACGCUGGCCCCUGCGAUCAUCGGACUGGACAGUGUCCCUGUUUGCCUCACGUUAUUGGCUUGCUGUGCGACUCGUGCGAAGAGAAUCAUUGGAGAAUCGCCAGUGGUCAAGGUUGCGACCCUUGCGAGUGCGACGCGGUUGGAAGCGUCUCUGACAGGUGUAAUCCGUACGACGGUACUUGCGAGUGUAGACCGGGUUUCGGUGGAAGACGUUGCAACGAGUGUCAAACCAACUACUGGGGCAAUCCGAAUGUCGAGUGUUAUCCGUGUGAUUGCGAUUUGACCGGCUCCGCUAGCCAGCAGUGCGACAGAGAAACUGGAAUGUGCGUCUGUCACAAGGGGAUCGGCGGCGAGAAAUGUAAUCAGUGCGAUCGUGGUUACUACGGGAACGCGCCUCAAUGCAAUCCCUGCGGCGAAUGUUUCGACAACUGGGACAUGACGCUGACCGGUCUGAGAAACAAGACGAACCUCGUGAUCGAAGAGGCGUCGAGGAUUCAAAAGGUUGGAACAACCGGCGUCUACAGUCAAGAAUUCGACGACAUGGUCCAGUCUUUGGAUCAGGUCCAGGCGUUGAUCAACAAUGCCUCCAUCAGAAGCCAAGAUUUGGACGAAUUGAAUGAUCUGGCCAUAGACUUGAAUAACAAGAAAUUAGAAUCCACCAAGAAAUUAGAGGAAGUGAACAACCUCUUGGAGAACGUUAGCCAGAGAGUGAAUCUAGGUGAUGCUGCUCUGAAGAACUUGAAGAACAGGACGAACAGCUUGCACCAAGCUGCUGCCGAUCUCAAGGAGAAUGCGACUAGGCUGCAAGAGGAGAACGUCUUGGGUGCUCUGAACGUUACGCAGCAAAUGGCAGAACAGUCUAGACAAGCAGAGAAAAUGGCGAACGACACCAGUAACGUUCUGGCCGACGCGGAAAGAUUCCGCAAACACACAGAGAGUUUAUUGGCUAAGAAUCAAGCUUUCGUACUGGAGGCACAGGAGAGGAAUAAGGAGUCGUUGGAUAAGAUCAACGAGAAAUUGAAGGCCUUCGAUGGAAUUAUGCCCGGAUUGAAUCUUGAAAUGUGCGGGGACAAUGUUACGGAUUGCAGUAGCGUAUGUGGCGGUGCUGGCUGCGGUUUUUGUGGCGGAUUGUCCUGCGACGCGGGCGCUGUAACGAAGGCCAAUCAAGCUCUGGACGUAGCUAAGAAACAGGCUGCUGAGAUCAAAAGUCACAAAGACGAGGCUGAACAAUUACUUCGCAACAUGAUUCAAGUGAAACGUGACGCAACGGCAGCCAGAUCGAACGCCCAAGAUGCGUUCAAUUACGCGCUGAAUGCACGUAAUUUGACCGAUGCCGUGAGCAAGGAUCUCUCUGACAUAAACAAGCGGAUCCGUAGCACACUGGACGAGGAACAACCCACACCAGCCAUGGUCAGAGACUUGGCCAACGAGGUGCUGGCCAAGAACAUCAAACUGAAGCCUGACGAGAUCAAGGCAUUAGCCGAUCGUAUAAAGAGUAUCGUCGGUUCCUUGACCGAUUCUGAGAAGAUCCUAGCUGAUACCAGGGACGAUCUCCAAUUGGCCGAGAAGUUGAAGAACGACGCCGAGAGAGCGAAGGAGGACGCGAUCGCGAAGCAGAAUCUAGCCAACAAAGUGUCGGUUUUAUUGAGCGAUGCGCAAAGGGCCCAAGAUCGAGCCCAAGUGGCGAUCGAUCAAGCCGAACGCGACGUCAGCAGAUCCGAGAAGGACUUGGAAGAGAUCGCAGAGUUGACCAGAGGUGCUCAGAUGCAGGCGAACAGCACCGCGCAGACGGUCGAGUCCUUGGACGCUCGAUUGAAACAAUUGCAAACUCAGUCGGUCUUGAACGAUUUCGUAUUGUACCGUGAGAUCAGCGUCCAGGCGCAGAAGGUGGCCGACGAGGCGCAGAAGAUCGACGCCAAGACGAAGACACUCGUGACGGAGUACAGAGAGGCGGACGAGUUGCUGGACCUGAGGGUGAACAAGAGCAAAGGGAACAUAUCGAGGGCGAAGAAGCUUUUGCAGAGAGCCUCUGAAUUGACGGCCGACACCUCGACGAAAUUGAAGGACUUGGACGGUAUGGAGAGCGUCUACAGAGACAACGAGAGAAUGCUGUCCGAUCUGAUGGCGGAGGUUGACUCCCUGAACGGAGAGAUGGAGAAACAUUUGGCGGAGAUCGAACAGAACGCGCAACGGUACAAACAGUGUACUUCUUGAGUGGCUACAAUUAACAGAGCAAAGAAGUAAAGUAAUAUCGAACGAACGAAGAUCUCUGGUGACCAGGCGAAAGAGUAUUUUUACAAGUGAAAUUUCGAUGAGAAUGAUGUGAGUCUUAAUUUAGAAAAGAAAAGAAAAAAAGACGCGUAUUUUGAAGUACAGUGACGGACAAAAGAGAGUUUAAAACUCGUAUUUUUACAUUUUACAUUUUUUUUUUUUUUUAACCAACGUUACGUAACAGCCAUCUAUUCUGCGAUAUAUAUUAUAUCUAUUUGUUCCUUCUAUUAAAUGUAUUUCCAUUUUAUCAAACAUUGCACUUUUAAAUAUUAUAAUUAUUAUUAUGUUUUCCCGUAAAAUUAAUGAUUUUGGUUUAUAUUUGUUUGAUCAUCCAUCAGAGAUACAAAGUACACGUUAAUUUUUAAGAAAGAGAUACUUAUUCAAAGAAUUAUUCGAAUUGUGUGAUAUGACACACUGCUUCGAGAGAUAAACGAAGAAAAUAAUUUUUCCAGUGCCAUAAUCGUAAACGAAGGGGCCAUUUAUUCGUUGAUAAAAUAUCAAAUAUUUAUACACGUAGCUUUCUGAAAAUUUAAUAAUAAUGAAGAAUCCCUUAAAUCGUCUUCCAAAUGAUAUUAAAAAGUGCCAAGAGGAAAAAGAAAAGUCGAAUUUUCUUAUUGCAUUUAUCAUCGCGGACCAAAUACUUUAAGGUGAACCGAACAGCCGCAUAAAUCCAUAAUUAUUCAAGGAAAACGACUGAUCUAGUUAAUAAUAAUAUAGAAUUAAACUUAUUAAACAUCGAUACUUAACUCACAUUAAAUUUAAUUGUUCCAUACAUCCCAAGAUAAGAUUUGUACUUAUAUGAAAUACGUUUACUGCUGCAUUUCUACAAUAAGACACGGUGCAAUAGGUAGAUAGAAUUUUGUAUCAAUAGUAUAUGUAUAUGUAUAUAUUGCUCUCAUCUUUUCACGAAAUUACAUUUCCCCAUUGGAUACGUAUUGUUAAUGAAUUUAAUAGAAUCUCAAUGAGUCGUCGUAGAAUAUUAAAACAAUUGUAUAAAUGUAUUAUGUUACGGAGAUUUGAAAAUUUACGAGUAACACCGAGUCGAGAAAGCUGUUGAAAAUAUGAAAAAGAGAAUUCCUCGAUAAAAUGAGGAUUAUAGUUAUUUAUAGAUUGAUAUUUUAGGGCAACAGCCGAGCACAGUUGAUGUUGCCAGCUAUGGCCAUUAUCGCGUAUCUGCUCUUGUUCAAGCGAGAAAUGGAACAACGUUCUAAUUAAACCAAACGAUUUUUAAUUGUAUUUAAUGAAUAGUUAUGUUUGUACGAUAGAUGAAUAUAUAUUAGAAAAAUAAAUAUUAUCAAAGGAAAAUG
Messenger RNA from Frieseomelitta varia, 7295 nucleotides. It is a transcript of the gene LanB1, whose product is annotated as laminin subunit beta-1. Bases 523 to 5931 code for a protein of 1802 amino acids. NCBI's taxonomy places the organism in Eukaryota, Metazoa, Arthropoda, Insecta, Hymenoptera, Apidae. The record is from RefSeq and is a predicted model, not a curated record. The transcript is spliced from 14 exons.